AUGACUAACAUGAGUCGAUACGUCCUGCUCUCUCUGCUCCUUGUGGCCAUGGUGGCCAUCUCGUCGGCUGUCUCGGGGACCUCCAGCCAAUACUAUGCCCUUGGAUGUCGACCACGACCCACGGCAAUUGCGGUGUGCAGCGGCACCCCUACGUGUUCUACUGUCUCACAUGCGGCCGCGACCUUCACGCCAAACCAGUCUUCUAUCCAUGCGGAUCAGAUCACCGGGCAAAAUGUGGUUGUGGCGUCUCUGGAAGUGCCCCACCACCCUUUCCGCCAACCGACUCUGGAGGUGCCCCACCACCCUUUCCGCCAACCGCCUCUGCGUCCGGUCCACCACGCCGUCCGCCCCCCUCUCCACUACCCCCUCCGCGCACUUCUGGUAACAAAUAGCUGCUAUUUCCCCUCCUGGCUCCCUCCAAAACAGAAGAAGAAUAACAUCAAGCUGCUCACAUUAGUCAUUUAG
Puccinia triticina is the source of this 465-nucleotide messenger RNA. RefSeq lists its product as uncharacterized. The record is from RefSeq and is a predicted model, not a curated record. Bases 1 to 465 code for a protein of 154 amino acids. Lineage: Eukaryota; Fungi; Basidiomycota; Pucciniomycetes; Pucciniales; Pucciniaceae. The transcript has 2 exons.